This is a messenger RNA of Syngnathus typhle (broad-nosed pipefish), 1489 nucleotides long. It is a transcript of the gene cxcl12a, whose product is annotated as chemokine (C-X-C motif) ligand 12a (stromal cell-derived factor 1). Gene Ontology annotation, molecular function: chemoattractant activity; chemokine activity. Gene Ontology annotation, biological process: chemokine-mediated signaling pathway; positive regulation of cell migration; axon guidance. The record is from RefSeq and is a predicted model, not a curated record. The transcript has 4 exons. Lineage: Eukaryota; Metazoa; Chordata; Actinopteri; Syngnathiformes; Syngnathidae. The coding region runs from base 96 to 392 and encodes 98 amino acids. Gene Ontology annotation, cellular component: extracellular region.
UGCGCAAUUUAACUGCGCGCCGCUGCCGCUUGGUCCUUCACAACUCCCUUGGAUUUACUCUGAGCAGGACCAAGUCCCCUUGACAUUUGGCCACGAUGGACGUGAAGUUAAUCGCAGUCGUGACUGUUCUCUCAUUGCUGGCAUAUGUGCCACUUUCGCAAGCCAAGCCUAUCAGUCUAGUGGAGAGAUGCUACUGUCGUUCAACGGUCAACAGCCUCCCUAGGGGAUACAUACGAGAACUCCGCUUCAUCCAUACGCCCAACUGCCCCUUCCAAGUCAUUGCCAAGCUGAAGACAAACAAGGAGGUGUGUGUGAACCCCGAAAUCCGAUGGCUGCAGCAGUACCUGAAGAACGCCAUUAACAAGAUGAAAAAGUCCAAGCAAGUUAACUAAAAUUGCCACUAAGAUCCUUCUGAGCCAUCAUUGAGAAGAAUCACCCCAUACAUAUAUUGUUUCUAUAAAUUCAGUAUUUACUGUAUAUGUUGUGUAGUCAUCACAAUGCUUGGUUAUAGAGCACUUAGCAGAGCUGCCAUGCUGCAGCUUCUUGCAUAGAAUCAUUGCAUCAUCACCACCAUCGCUUAGUUUCUAUAUAUGUUAUUUGUGCUAAGUGCAAUUAUAUCUGUGUUUGUUCUCUUAACUAUAAUGUACAUAUUUGUCUUUUGUUAAUGGACUUCAUCAGGAGAGGGCUGUUGUGCCCCAAAACAUAACCAGUUCACCAAAAUGUACCCCGUAUUUCAAGUUAAUUGGCCCCCUAGGAAUUUCUAUUGGUACCCCACAGAACGAGUAUAACAUACACGAUUCUAGUAAAAGUCCCAAUUAUGAUGUUUUUGUAAUGAAAUUAAGGACUCGAGCAUUUCCUCAGUAAUACUGUGGUUGCGAUAAUGUGACCCCUAACAUGUCUGCUUUUGUUUUUUUACUCACUGAGACUAAGAUCACAUCUGGAGUCCUCAUACAGGUUUAAUGGAUGAGAAAUGGUCUGGUAUCAUAAAGUCUACUUCAAAUAUUCAAAUAUAAAUACCCCCCCCCCCCCAAAAUGACAAACUUGAUUUGGCUGGAUUCUAAUAGAAACAUGGCAGCGAUUUCAACAAUUUGUGCAGCAAUUAGUUGUAACAUAAAUCACAUUAGUAGUUGUGAAAACAGUUGAAGAUAAAGGUUUAACUGUCAUGCAGAUAAAAAUGCACUUUAUAUCUGAGCUACUUUUCUUUUAACACACUCACCACUUUUUUGCUACUCUCUUUUUCUGUUUAUAUUCCACUAUCUGUGUUCAUAAAUUCACACACGUGUAACUGUUUUCAAAUCUGGGAGAUGCCGAUCUUAUCGACGCAUCAUAUGUAAGAUUAAUGUGAUAUAAAUGAUUUAUUUUUGUACUCUUUAAUGCCUUUAAAUGAAGAAACUGUACUUUCACAACUGAGCCGUCCGGUCAACAUUUAAUUGUCAAAAUCGUAUGCAGUUAUUCAGUGAAAAAAUAAAUUCAUAGAGAAACAAAGAAA